This is a messenger RNA of Carassius carassius (crucian carp), 2881 nucleotides long. RefSeq names its product calcium-binding protein 7-like. Bases 931 to 1572 code for a protein of 213 amino acids. Lineage: Eukaryota; Metazoa; Chordata; Actinopteri; Cypriniformes; Cyprinidae. The transcript has 5 exons. The record is from RefSeq and is a predicted model, not a curated record. Gene Ontology annotation, molecular function: calcium ion binding.
AAGGGACACGCAUUAGGUGAUCGCGCAUUCGUGAAUCAGAUCUCACCGAGGAUGCAGCGGAGCACAGCUUUCUUGAAUUUCUGAUUAGCAUCUCGAGUUUACGCAAAUCAAUUACCAUCAGUCAUUUCUAGUAAAUGCACACGUUAUUUGUCGUUCUGUAAUGGGGGAUCUGUAUUUCUCGUGUGAUUUGUCGUUUACUUAUAAAGCAUGCCACAUUUUCUCCGAUGUACCUAAUGGACAAAAAUAAUUGAAACAUUAGAAAUCUCGGUGAUUGGUAUGAUUCAACACAUUCUGAUUUGUACAACUCGAGACCGUUCGACUACCUGUAGGAUUUCAUCAAGCGCGUGAGGGAAGCGGUGAUGCCCAGGAGGUAAUGCGCAUUAGUAUAAUGUGACACAAUUCGUUUUUUUGUUUGUUUUUUUUUUUGCAUUCGAACGGAGGUUUCCGCGCACAUCGUGCUAAAUCUGUACCCGUGAAUAUAAGCUAAUGGAACCACCGUAAUCUUAAAGAGAGCGUACGGCACGUUGUUUUCGAGCAGGCGUUUGGAUGCUCUACGUUUAUCCGUCAAAACCCCGUUGAAGAUGUAUAGAACAUGGGGACAUUUCCAGCGAUAUACGCGUACAUAUACCAUACAAGCUCCAUUUGAAUGGCAAUACUUGAAUGUUUGAAUUCGUGAAAUCAUAUGGCAAUAGUUUUUGCACCUGAUGCAAAGCAAUCCGCAAUCGAUCGAUUGAAUAAUCAUUCCUGCAUGAGUGUGCAGAGUGACUAAUCGGACCUGGACAACAAUAAGACAGGAUGGAGACGAAUCAGACACGCGUUUUGACUGUUGGCUCUGAGCUACCAGAAAGCGCUCUGUAGUAAAGUUGCAGUGGUCGAACUACAGGUGCUUUAUGAAGAUCAGGACACAAUCGUUAGUUUCCCCUCGCAGAAAUGCCAGUUCGUGCUGUGACUUCCAGGUUCAUGUACAGGGGACUUUGCUCAAUUCCAGAUAUCCUCUCCUACAGGAGUACCGUCAGCCUCCCCGAGGAUGAAGUGGAGGAAAUCCGUGAAGCCUUUAAGGUGUUUGACCGUGAUGGGAAUGGGUUCAUCUCAAAACAGGAGCUAGGAGUGGCCAUGCGUUCUCUUGGUUACAUGCCAAAUGAAGUGGAGCUGGAGGUGAUCAUUCAGAGACUGGACAUGAAUGGUGACGGUCAAGUUGACUUUGAAGAGUUUGUAGCACUUCUCGGACCAAAAUUGUCUUCAGCUGGUAUGCCUGACAGAUUCCGUGGAGCCGAGUUUGACUCCAUAUUCUGGAAGUGUGACAUGCAAAAGCUGACUGUUGAUGAGCUGAAAAGACUCCUGUAUGACACCUUCUGUGACCAUUUGACUAUGAAAGACAUCGAGAACAUCAUCAUGACUGAGGAGAGUCACUUGAACAGCCCCGAGUGCCAAGUAGAUAUUGACACAAGUCCCAUGCAACAAGUCAAGCACACCUGUGUGCGCAAGAGCUUGAUUUGUGCCUUCGCCAUUGCAUUCAUCAUCAGCGUCAUGCUCAUCGCAGCCAAUCAGAUGCUUCGAAGAGGAAUGCAAUGAACAGUUCUGUUUCUAAAACAAUAACUGACUGAAAAAAAGGAAACAAGGUAAACAUGCAAAAAAGUGUAAUAAAUUCACUAGUUUCUAAUGACCACAGUUUUACAGAAACACCAAAGGCUGCAUUUUCAUUCUACUAUGAACUCAAGGUAAAGACAGACUGUUGUUAGACAGACAAAAUAAAUAUUUAGCCCAAAACAACAUAGUUUAAAAGUGUUAUUAUCAUUAUGAUAUAUUAAUGAUCAUUGUCCUAUAAAAUGUGACAUUUGUUCUUUGGCUUAUGUUUCAGAGUAGACAUCUAUUAUAAUGUAACACAUCAUACUUAAAAGUAUUGUAUUGUAUAGUUGUAAUUCACUUUAUAUCAAUAUCGUGUCAGGGUCUUAUAUAACAUUACACAAUGACAUUGACAAAACUACGCCAACAUGUGACCGGGUCAUGAACCCUACACAAUUUUAGAUCCAGUAGAACCUAGAUUUAUUUUACCAACAUGAUGUCAAACAUCACCGGAUUGAUCUGUGGGGAUAGCAAUGGAUACAGAAUAUAAAGAGGAAAUUAAUUUCUCAAAACUAUCUAUGAGUAGUUAGGCUUAGAGCAAUUUAAAAAGAAAAUGAAUGUACUAGAAAUCUACCAGUAAUAAACUGUGAUGGAAAAUAGAGUUUAAAAUUGGUGACAAUCCAAAGUGUUACUGAAUCUAACCUGUGCAAUUGUCUUUUGUUAACUUGCAAAAACAGUAUUUCUUCCAGUCUUGACUCUCAGGAUUGUUUGUCAACAGGUCUUUUAUUAAAUUGUCAGCUGGCUGUGUGAGAAAAAAUGUUGUGAAAAAAAAAGACUGAAUAUUAAAGGCUAUUCGUAUAGUGUGCCACGUGAGACUAAAUGUUUUUGUCGAUCUUGCAAUAUAACUGUUCUGAGUGUUAAUACAUAUUUGCAUGACGUGUUUCCUAGCAUUUUGAUAACAUCAGUGUUGUCAGUGAAUAAUCAGUCUGUAUCAAUAAUUUUCUUUGAGAACUUGUGGAUUUCAUUGUUCUGGGGUGUUGUGAUCUGUAUAAUGGUCCAUUUAAAAUUUUUAAGUCAUCAUGACAUUAACGUUCACUCAAUGUAACUGAAUUUGUGUCCACAUUAUCUUGGUCAACGUGAAAAUUACAGGUUAAGUUUAUUUUGCUUUUAAAGCAACUUUGUGUUUUUUUUUUUUAACACCUAGAAAUAUAAGUUUCAAAAUAAUUCGACCGAAUGGCCUGUUUGGGUCAAACUCUCCUCUCAAAUGUCUGUUUUGUUGUGCGAGGGUGUGCGGCUACGAAUUUCUGCGAAAAGGGCA